UUUUUUUUUUUUCGUCAAUAAGUGCAUUACCAAUAAUUUUAUGUUACCAUUUAUUUUUUGAGAAAUUCGCUUCAUCGUCUAUUGUUUCGGGAAAACCUCAAAAUCACACGUCAUUCCCUAUUGCAAAAAUAUUAAGGUUACGUACUAUGUGAAAUGAUGCAUACAAAUUAAAAGCAUUUCUAUUAAUAAAACAUGACCGAACACGAAUUAUAUGAUCGUAAUGGAAUUUAUUCUAAAAUGCUAUACAAAAAUUUCGAUGUUCCACAAUUCUUAUCUAAGAUAUCAAAAGCCAAGAUACAGAAACUGGCAUCUGAUAGCAUUCCCUGUAUAAUAGUGCACGGCGGUGCUGGAGAAAUUGUUGACUCAGAAGUUGUUGAGAAGGUAUUCGCUUGUCAGAAAUCCGCGUCUAUUGGAUAUAAAAUAUUACUAAAUGGAGGAAAUUCCAUAGAAGCGAUCGAAGCAGCCCUUUGGUGGCUCGAGAACGAUGAAUAUUUCAAUUGCGGCUACGGCUCCGCAUUAAAUGAACUAGGAGAUGUACAAAUGGACGCAUGUUUAAUGGAUGGUACAAGGUCCAUAUGUGGAUCUGUGGCAGCUGUAUCUGACAUAGAACAUCCUAUAUCAUUAGCUAAAUUUGUGAUGGAGAAUUAUCCAAAUACAAUAGUUGUAGGGGAUGGGGCUAAAACAUUAGCAAACUGUGCAGGAAUGAAUUGGCUCUCCAAAGGCACCAUGGUGGCACCGACAGUGCAUAGAAAUAAAGACAAGCCGCAAUAUACUUCUGAAAAUUCAUUUGCUGAUCUAACCAAAAAAAAAUAUGGUACUGUCGGUUGUAUAGCUUGGGAUGGUUUUACUAUGGCAGUAGGAACCAGCACAGGUGGUUUGCACAAUAAAAACGUCGGUAGAGUGGGAGACUCUCCACUUUUAGGCUGUGGUACAUUCGCUAACAGUGAAGCAGGCUGUUCUUUGACGGGUCAAGGAGAAUCAAUAAUAAAACUAGGAAUGUCUAGGUGGUGGAAUAGUACUACAAAAAUGUGGCUGUUGGAAAUCCUACUGCACUACUUCUAGAAUGCCUUAUGCUAUAGUCAAGAAUGAUUUGAUUAUGUUUGGAGCAGAUGCCAAUGAGAAAAGAAUACAAAGAUAUGAACAUGAUACGGAGUUAGCAUGUGGAUGCGAAUAAUCGAUUGCCCAAAUUUUGAA
Molecule: messenger RNA, 1194 nt
Organism: Cephus cinctus (wheat stem sawfly)
Lineage: Eukaryota; Metazoa; Arthropoda; Insecta; Hymenoptera; Cephidae
Product: isoaspartyl peptidase/L-asparaginase
Exons: 4
Coding region: 193-1062 (289 amino acids)
Molecular function (GO): hydrolase activity
Source: RefSeq, a predicted model, not a curated record